AUGUUCCCGCCGUCCUUCAGUCUGAAGAAGUUGUGUAAGUUCUGUGAUGUGGAGUCUUCAUCCUGCAAUGGGACAGGAAGCUGCCUCUCUAACUGUUCCAUCACCGCUAUCUGUCCCCAGGAGGAGGAGGUCUGCAUCGCCAUCUGGUAGGGUUACAGUGGAGAGGGGGGAGGGGGGAGGGGGGGUCAGUGUGUGUCUCCAUCUCUCUGUCAGUGUGUCUUACGAUCUUUCUGUCUGUGUGUGUCUCCAUCUCUCUGUCUGUGUGUGUCUCCAUCUCUCUGUCUGUGUGUGUCUCCAUCUCUCUGUCUGUGUGUGUCUCCAUCUCUCUGUCUGUGUGUGUCUCCAUCUCUCUGUCUGUGUGUCUCCAUCUCUCUGUAUGUGUGUGUCUCCAUCUCUCUGUCUGUGUGUCUCCAUCUCUCUGUCUGUGUGUCUCCAUCUCUCUGUCUGUGUGUGUCUCAAUCUCUCUGUCUGUGUGUGUCUCCAUCUCUCUGUCUGUGUCUGUGCAUGUUCCUGUGUCUGUCUGUCUGUCUGUCUGUCUGUCUGUCUGUCUGUCUGUCUGUCUGUCUGUCUGACACUCUCUCCAUAUCUCCAGGAGGAAGAAUGAAGGUAACUACAGCAUUGAGACUCUGUGUCAUGACCCCUCCAAGCCUCUGUACGGUGUUGAACUGGAUGACUACAACAGUUCUAUGUGUGCCAUGAAGGAGAAGAAGAGCUCUGGAGGACCAUUCUUUAUCUGCUCCUGUACUGAAGAGGAGUGUAAUGAUAACCUGUCCUUCACUCCC
Messenger RNA from Coregonus sp. 'balchen', 782 nucleotides. NCBI's taxonomy places the organism in Eukaryota, Metazoa, Chordata, Actinopteri, Salmoniformes, Salmonidae. The record is from the annotation of a GenBank genome assembly.